AUGUUAGGUCAAGAAGCAGAAGUCUUGAUGGCAGGAGUAGGCAUCUUCGCCGCAUAUCAUGGUCGCCAUGAUUUGACAGCCAAGGCAUUUCUUAACGUCAAUAAUGAAAUAUUUUAUCGAACAGGUGACCUUGUUCGAAUGGAUAGCAAUGGUCUUCUUCAUUAUCAAGGAAGAAAAGAUCAUCAAAUUAAGUUGCAUGGACAGCGGAUUGAACUUGGAGAAAUCGAACAAUGUUUACUUAAUACAUCAAUUUCUGCUUGUGUUGUCGUCAAAUGGGAUGAUGAUCAUCUCGUUGCCUACGUGCAAGGUAGUGACAUUGAUAAGGAGAAGCUACACGAUCACUGCUGCUCUCGACUACCACCCUUUAUGGUUCCAUCAAUAAUCAUACUGCUAUGGAUCCAUUCGAAUAGCAUGUCUCGUGAACACUCUUUGUUUAUGCUGCAUAGGGAGAAGUUCAAAUGUGCGUUCUUCUGAAAGAGUAUGCAAAUAGGAAUGGUCUUAGUGGUUAUUUAAUCAUGCCGGAAAGUCGUUUGCUUCGUAUUUAUGUAUUGAUGUUCGACGAUAGUAUUGUGUUUGUCUGUAUGUUUCUGCAAACACAUCCAUUUAUUUCAAGAAACUAUGUGAAGUUUUUUGUGAUUUUAGAGAGGAUAGUCUAACUGGUAUUUAGUAUCUUUAUGGGAAAGUGUAUCAAUAGAUGCGAGAAUGGUUUAUGAUGAUGAAAUGUAGUAAUUGGGAGAAGGAUUCGCUUGUCAAAUAUAUUAUUGAUGAGAUAGUUAAAUAUAUUGUUGGGUUCUUUUAAUUACUUUUCGUUUUGCGCAUUUGCACGGUAUCUGCGCAAUUUAGAUGCGAUUUCGUUGAAACGAUGAGCAGAAUGUGGUUUGUGAUGGAUACCUCCUUAGAGAAAAUUGAAGCUUGAAAAAUUGUUUUUUUGCCUAUUGGUAUUAGAGAUCUGAGACUCGCCAAGUUUCUCUGCCUCGCCUCGUCUCGCGGCAGGGUUACCAGAUCUUCCGAAAUGACAGAAAAAAUUCCGAAUUUUGACUUUUUUCCGACGGUGUUCCGAAUUUCCAAAUUCUUCCGAAUCGAGAUUCUUUUCCGAAUUUUUUCCGAAUUUCACUUUUUACUUCGCAAUUUACUCAGAUGAACAUAUAACAGCUGUUGACCUUUAUCGAAUUAUUUCUGAUUUAAUUUAAAAAAUUUGAACAACGACUGGACGAUCAUUAUUUUGGCAAUAAAGCACAUACGAUACUCAACUGUUUAAAGAUUCUGAUAAGAAUAAAGCUGAAGAAUUACAACAAUCAUUUGAAUCAUUCAUCAAAGUUACUAUUGAAUAUAGUAAUUCAUAUUUUGAUAAAGAUCGCAAUUUCUGUGAAAAAUUAUUGGUUUUUGAUUGUCAUUCUACUUGAUUUCUCAUAGGGGAAUAUGUUAUGAACGUUCUUGAUCUGAUCAAGAUUGAUGAUUCAAAUAAAGAUGAACUAUAUAAUGAAUAUUGUGAACUAAAAUUUAUGUAGAAUAAUUUGAAAAAUAAAAAUGUGACAUGGAAUAAAUAAUAAAAUCAUGUAUUUCAAAUAAAGAUGCUCAUAAAGCAUAAUCAACAGCAUACAACGAAGGAAGUCGUUUAUGUGAUGACAG
Rotaria sordida is the source of this 1629-nucleotide messenger RNA. NCBI's taxonomy places the organism in Eukaryota, Metazoa, Rotifera, Eurotatoria, Philodinida, Philodinidae. The record is from the annotation of a GenBank genome assembly.